Messenger RNA from Aplysia californica (California sea hare), 1812 nucleotides. Its product is annotated as NADH dehydrogenase [ubiquinone] 1 alpha subcomplex subunit 10, mitochondrial. The transcript is spliced from 8 exons. Gene Ontology annotation, cellular component: cytoplasm. NCBI's taxonomy places the organism in Eukaryota, Metazoa, Mollusca, Gastropoda, Aplysiida, Aplysiidae. The record is from RefSeq and is a predicted model, not a curated record. The coding region runs from base 107 to 1327 and encodes 406 amino acids. Gene Ontology annotation, biological process: mitochondrial electron transport, NADH to ubiquinone.
GGUACUUCCUGUUCCUUGAACUCUGGAGAGGUGACUUGACUUCCCCAGUCAAAGACUUGGCGACAGGUCAUAAUUGCAGUGAAAACGGCUGAAGCAAACCUUCAGCAUGGCACUGCUUUUUGCAAGGACUUCAUUGCUGCUUCGUAAUCAAGGUAGCCAAAAACUACCACAACUUUUGAGGCAGAGUACAGAAAACUCUCUUGGCGCUUGCACAGUCCUUGUUGCGAACUUGACGUCUUACCAUAGCGAAAAGGCACCCCGAAAGAAGGCUUGGCCGUACAAGAAGAAGGGAUUUAGGUAUUGGCAUAUUCCUUUUGACAGAGUUGACAGCCGGAUUGAUGACAACACGAAAGUAAUUGUUAUCGAUGGAAACCUGGCUACUGGCAAAGCUGAACUUGGAAAGAAGAUUGCCAAAGAAUUUGAUCUUCUGUACGUUCCUGAUGUCUCUGAUAAGGACAUGUACACAAUACAGCAGACCAAUUUUGAUGUCAGAGAAUAUGAUGCACAGCUACCCGUCAAAGCAAGAUCUUGUGACUUUGAGGCCUUUUACUCACAGAAUGCAUCAAAAGGUGUGCUGGCGAACUUCCCAAGAACUCAGUAUGAAAUUUUUCGACACAAGCUGUUCAAUUAUGCCCAAAACAUCAUCGCCCAUGUAUUGAACACAGGCCAAGGUGUCGUCAUGAACAGAGGAGUGUGGUCUGAUAUGGUGUUUGCACACACUCUGAGAAAGCAGGGAUACAUGUCUGCCAGAGCCCUCAAAGCUUACCAGUACCAGUAUGAAGUGGCCACUGACUACUUUUGGCAUCCACAUCUUGUCAUAUAUCUGGAUGCUCCUGUUGACCAGGUGAAAAAGAACAUCAAGAAGAGGAAUGUGCCAUGGGAAGUAAACAGCCCUGUCUUGACUGAUGAGUUCUUGCACACAAUCAAUGAUGUCUACAAGAACAAGUACCUGCCUUAUAUGAAGACACGGGCUGAGGUCUUGACUUACAACCUUGCUGAGAAUCCAGAACCAGAUUUUGAAGUGGUUGUGGAGGAUUUGGAGAGCUUGGACUUGAACAAUGCUCCCCUGGAGUAUGAGAAAAGAUUUGCUGAUUGGAAGGAUGUGCACAACAGAGAUUUUAAUGACAUGAGAAGUUUAUGCUCAGAGCACAACCACUACAAGCUUCUCAACAUUUUCAACUUCCACCCUCCGUAUGAAGCGUCUGAACUUAUUGUGGAUGGGAUGGAUGGCCUGGCCUACAAUGCGACUGUGGCUGAAGAUCCUCGCUUCAAAUACAGUGAAAACUACCAGCCCGGUGAUUCCAUGAGACACUGGAGAAUAUUGUAGAAGGAAGCUUAGAUAGAUCUUGAAUUUUUAUUGCAAGUGUGAAACUGUUGUCUUGACAUUUUUGUUUUUCUGUUGAAGGAUUUUUUUUCUGUGGCAAAAGCACAGACUGUAGAUGAUGGGCAGUGUAUAGCUUAGGACUUGUGAGAUUUAUUAAAGGUCUAAAGUAUGGAAUGAAAGUGACAUGUUCACUCUUUUUCUUUAUUGAUUCAGUAUGAAUAUAUACAAAGUUAGGAGUAUGUCUAGUGAUAAAUUUCUUUGCUUCAAGAACCAGCUUUGACAGUGAAUGAAGUUUGUUCAAAUGGAUUUGAAGUCUUAUGUGUACUUUUUCUGUGUCUUGUGAUAACUAAAUGACACUUGAAAACUGUUUUUCCAUGUCUGAAGAUGUUUUUCAUGCAUCUUGUAUUUCGUUACUUGUUUCGGGACGCUUGGUAUUUGAUGAAUAAAGCAACCCUUUGUGUACCUGGAAGUGGUUGGACGUUGAUUUG